Messenger RNA from Drepanopeziza brunnea f. sp. 'multigermtubi' MB_m1, 945 nucleotides. RefSeq lists its product as uncharacterized. The record is from RefSeq and is a predicted model, not a curated record. Lineage: Eukaryota; Fungi; Ascomycota; Leotiomycetes; Helotiales; Drepanopezizaceae.
AUGGCAACAGCGAAAUUCAACUCCAAAUCCCCCACCAUCAAGCGCAUCCUGCGCGAAGCCUCCGAACUCGCCACCUCCCCCUCCCCAGACUUCCACGCCGCUCCAGCAUCAGAUGCUGAUCUAUUCGACUGGCAUUUCACGCUGCGCGGUCCCCCCUCCUCCGCCUUCCAAGAGGGCAUCUACCACGGCCGCAUCGUAUUACCGCCCACCUACCCGCUCCGCCCGCCAUCAUUCCGCUUCCUGACCCCGUCCGGCCGGUUUGAAGUCAAUCGCGAGAUCUGUCUUUCCAUCAGCGGCCACCAUGAGGAGACGUGGAUGCCCGCCUGGGGCGUGCGUACUGCGCUCACGGCGCUGAGGACAUUCAUGGAGACAGAGGCCAAGGGCCAAUUGGGCGGCCUGGACACGAAUAAUGAGGAGCGGGCGAAGAUCGCCAAAGGUACGGGGGCAUGGAAGUGCGGUGUUUGCGCCAAGACCAAUGCCGAAAUCUUGAAGGAGUGUGAGGAGGAGGCUGCGAAGAUGGAGGGCGGUGCGGCUCAGGAGCCGGAGAUCCCGAAGGAGCUGAGUAUGGGGUACAAAGACGCGAUGGGAAAAGGUGUGCAGGGCGAGGGAGAGAGACCGAAACUGGUCGAGGAGUCGGAAAGUGAUGAGCUUGCCGAGGGGUUCGUGAGGACUGGUUUUGAUGGUGCGGGGGAUGAGCAAAGCUCGAGCUCGGCGCCUGCAGUUGCUCCGCUCCCUGUUGCGAGACCUGCGCAGAGCGUGCCUCAGCCGACUGGCGCUACAGUGCCUAAUGCACCGAGAGCUGCGGUCGCGAGGGCGUACCCGACUCGAGUGACGCAAAGGAGGGUCAGUGACGAGUCCGGCUCUCCGGUCUGGCUGGAUAGAGUCAUUGGGGCAGUGAUCUUCUGCUUGAUUGCGCUUGUCAUGAAAGUUGUACUUGGUCUCUAG